GGAAGGUUCAGAGGGUAGGAAUACUUUUGCAUUGUCGCUUAGGACCAAAGGGUGGCGCUGGACUGUGACGUUUUGGUAAAUGCCCACAUGAAGCUAGUUCUUGGUGCCUGAGAGAUUUCCACGGCGGGGGUUUCCUUCUGUCGUGUUCCUCUUUAAUGGAGCUCAUAGGAUUUCAUGAAACGUUUCUUCAUCUAUUGUAACACAGGGCUCUCCUCUUUCCAAACUACGGGCUGGUAAGCAGAGACGGGUUUAAAAACAAAGCUACUCCCUGGAAAAGUUUUCCGAGCUCGCGCUGAUUGUACAUCCUGUGAGACGCUUGAAAUGAUGUCACGGACUCCCCGCAUGACCAAAUAAGGAAAGUGACACACCAAACUUGAUUUUUUUUUUUAACGCCGAGUGUUUUUCGGCAUUAAUGAGCAGCAAAGCAACAAAGCGCUUCCAAGAGGACCGACAGGCCGCGACAAAACCGGCCGCUGCUCCGCCAACGUCCGCCUGAAAGCGAGCGCUGCCCCGCUUCUUCGGGUUUCCUUCAGGGGGUUAAAGAGGAAGCAGUUCCGCCCUCAGAGGCUGCUCAGGUCUGAGGGAGAACGAGCAGAAAGAAGAGGCAAGAGUCCAGCAGCCGAGCUGUGUCUAACUGUUCUAACUCCAACCAGGGCGCAGAUAGAGCCUAAACCGGACAGCUGGACUCCGGGAGGACUUUGGUACCCAGGUGGGACCUGUUGAUUCAGGGCCUGAAACGCUUUUUGAUCCUCGAAACGAGUCUCCCAGUUCAGGAAUGGUUGGAGAAGAGGAGAGAUUCAAACUGGUGGUGGUGGGAGGAGGUGGAGUGGGGAAGAGCGCCCUGACCAUCCAGUUCAUCCAGUCCUACUUUGUGUCAGACUACGACCCCACCAUCGAAGACUCCUACACCAAGGUCUGCACUGUGGGAGGGAAGGAAACCCGGCUGGACAUUCUGGAUACAGCAGGCCAGGAGGAGUUUGGUGCAAUGAGGGAGCAGUACAUGCGCUCUGGAGAAGGCUUCCUACUGGUGUUUGCUCUCAACGACCGGAGCAGUUUUCAUGAGGUUCAGAAGUUCCACACCCAGAUCCUGAGAGUAAAGGACCGAGACGACUUUCCUAUGGUGCUGGUUGGAAACAAGGCUGACCUGGAGCAGCACAGAGUGAUCUCCAGGGAGGACGCUCAGGCGUUUGCCAGAGAGAACUCGAUCCACUACAUGGAAGCUUCUGCAAAGAAUCGCUACAAUGUGGAUGAAGCCUUCAUGGAGCUGGUGAAAAUCAUCAGACGGUUUCAGGAGAUGGAGAGUCCUCCUCCUCCAACCCAACAACAAAGGAAACGAGACAGCCGUGGCUGUCCCUGUGUCAUCCUGUAGGCACCGUUACUAUGGACACCAAACCCUCAUCCCUCAUCUUGUACAGAGAAGUUUGUCUGCACGGGUGUGUGUGUGUGUGUGUGUGUGUGUGUGUGUGUGUGUGUGUGUACGUCAGAAUGACAGGUGUUUCAACCAACCUUCCAGAACUUUCUCCUUGCCAUUUACCAAAAACAAUGAUUUUAUUCAACAUAAUUUUUCUUUUCGUGAGAGGAGGAUGUAAAGGGAAGGCCGUUUUGCUGGAGCAGUUAGAGAAACGGGAAGUCAAACCUACUUGUUAUCACAGCAGAGCGUGCUGUACAGAGUAUGUGCCGCACGAUGCAGGAACAACUGUUUCAUCAUUCUAUGACUGACUGCCAUUUGAAAGGCACUUGAAGUAAUUUCCAAAUUCUGAGUGUGCAGGUGUUAUGACUGUGUAAGAAAGCAUUUCACAUGCUCGUGUAAUGUGGCGUGCCAAAAACUUGUCAGUUUUUUUUGUUUUUUUUUGUGUAUUUUCUGCCAUGGUCCAUGACUUCCUGAAGGGGGCAGCAGAGCCUGACAGCAAGAACAACAUGCCUGCCCCAUGUUAAGCUUUCUCAUGUUUUGGGUUGUGCCUUUAUCACCGGGGGGGCCACAACGGCACAGAUUGGAAGCAACCAUAAAUCUAGUGUGGCUUCUCAGGCCUGACCACAAUAAAAAGUGUUUCAGCUGGUGCCUUCGUAGUGCAGAAUCUGCAUACCUGGCACAGAUAAGUGGUUCAGUGGGAAAAAUGUUUUAUGAAAGAUUACACAAACUUCCGCUGGAUGCAGUAUUUUUUUUUAACAACAGAAGUCAUUCCUUUAUUUGCACAUUUGAGGCACGUUUUGUCUGCAGGAACUUCUCUAUUGACCUCUGUUUCCACUGCCACCAUACCAGGGUAAAGCUGAUUAGCAGGCUGGUAAUUUACCCCAGAAAGCAUCCCUAGAAAUGACGCAUAUAGUAAUUACCCUGAACCUAUAGGCUGGAGCAUUGUGAAAGAACGGUGCUAAACAUAGCAUUUGAAAAAUCAUUCUUAUUGUAAGCACGACGCUUCAGUCAAUCCUCUGUACAUGUUUUUUGUUACCUGAACUGUAAUAGGUUUUAAAUCAUUGAUCACUGCUUUUGGCUAUCUGAAAAAGAAGUAGUCAAUAGUUGACCAUACUUCAUGUUGGUGUUUUAGUCCAUCUAUGGUCCAAGACACAGGCAGAAGAAAUGCCCACAGCUCCAGAUGAAUGUGUAGUGG
Fundulus heteroclitus (mummichog) is the source of this 2606-nucleotide messenger RNA. It is a transcript of the gene rras, whose product is annotated as RAS related. The transcript is spliced from 7 exons. Gene Ontology annotation, biological process: signal transduction. Gene Ontology annotation, molecular function: GTP binding; GDP binding; GTPase activity. The record is from RefSeq and is a predicted model, not a curated record. Lineage: Eukaryota; Metazoa; Chordata; Actinopteri; Cyprinodontiformes; Fundulidae. The coding region runs from base 776 to 1369 and encodes 197 amino acids. Gene Ontology annotation, cellular component: plasma membrane.